Molecule: messenger RNA, 7918 nt
Organism: Anopheles stephensi (Asian malaria mosquito)
Lineage: Eukaryota; Metazoa; Arthropoda; Insecta; Diptera; Culicidae
Gene: Mcr
Product: CD109 antigen
Exons: 9
Coding region: 958-6414 (1818 amino acids)
Cellular component (GO): extracellular region
Molecular function (GO): protein binding; endopeptidase inhibitor activity
Source: RefSeq, a predicted model, not a curated record
CUCGCUCAUUCGUGAUCCACCCUUCGAGCCGUGAGGACGUACGCUGGUUGCCGUCGUCAUCAGGGUGCGCUACCGUUAAACUGCAGGACGCGUGUUAAUCCUUACCCGUAAGGAGGUUGUCCUGCAUCAUUUUCAGUCCGGUAUUCUUUCCAUUUAGUGUAGAGUGUUUUUGGAGUGUGAAUAUUCCUUCUACCCAAACGAUUAUUGUUAUGGGACGCGAGUGAAGUGUACGCGUGUGUGCGUGUGUGCCUGUACGGCACAGGGAGUGGUGCAUACAUUGAUUGCACCACAUUGUCUGUUACUUUGCGGGGGUUAAAAGUCACAAUCUCGCACCUGUGCUUUUACUGUGGAAUCCUUUUUGUCGUGUAAUUAACCCUCCGAAAUUCGCGUGUGUAUGUGUACGUAAGAACGUGUCCAAGUGGACGCGACGACGCCCCAAAAUAAGCAGCGAAGUGACCAACAUCAUCCACGGCGACGCGUCGUGAUCUUUCGACCGUUUGGAUAAUUGUAUUAAGCAAGCCCCAGCAAUAGUAGCCGCCUCCUCAACAGCAGCACCAGCAGCAGCCUUCCAGCAGUGUGUGUUGUCUUCUUCCGUCCACCAAAGUUCUUUUCGGUAAUUGUGUGCCUGUCCUCCGUGGUAUAGAAUAAUGUCCACUAUGUGUUUUGGCACGAUUUUCACGUGAAAAAUCAAGCGAUUGUUGUCCCGUGUGAGGAUUGUGUCCUAAAACAAAAGUUUGGGUGUUGCCGCUUGUGUGGUGAUCUCGUGGCGCGAUCGCGUCGUUGUAGAUCCGAGUGUGUGUAUGUGUGUUGGUGUAAGUUCGCGGAACACGGUGUCUACCUUUUUAGCGGGCCUCAUCGAAAGGGCGGGCGCGAUCGACGGGUUCGAGCCACCUCGAGAAACAGGCUUCAAAACGACAGCAGCAGCAGCAGCAGCCGCCUGCACGACAGAUAUCGACCAUGAAGGCUAGCAAGCAUCCGACCACCUACGGGUCGGAUGCAAGGACACUCUUCCUCUGGCUAUUGCUCGUCCAAUCGCUGCUGCUAGUCCGGGGUCAGCAACAAUCCCAGCCACAAUCGAACGAUGUCAACCGGUACAGCCCAUCGACGGAUCCUUUCGGUCGACAGCAGUACAAUCCACAGUACCCGAACAGUCAGUACGAUCCGAACGCCCGUACCAACCAGGGUCAAACACCGUCACCAACUGCCGGCACCAACUAUCAGCGCGAUUACUACGGUAGCAAUGUGAACAAUCAAGACUCGAACAGUAUCGACGGUAAUCGGUUCGGGCAGGACGGCAAUCGGAACGUGGUCUUCCAGGCAACGACACCACGCGACUACUUUAACCGGCCAACGUCACCCUCGUCCUCCCGUACCAGCUUCAACCGGAACCCGUUCAGCAACAACGACUAUGCAGCCGGCAACUCUUUCUCGCAAGGUAUCACGUACUUCAUCGUUGCGUCGAAAAUGGUACGUCCGGGGCAGGUGUACCGGGUGGCAGUAUCGGUGCUCGAAUCACGCCUCCCGCUAACCGUGCGCACCAGUAUCUCGCGUGAUGGAGUUGAGCUGAGCAGCGAGACGAAACCGAUCACGGUGGGCGUCCCGGAGUCGAUGCUGAUGCGCGUCCCACCGACGAGCGUUGUCGGCGAGUACAAGCUGCGGGUGGAAGGUUCGUACGAUAAGAACUUCGGCGGGUACGUGUUUACGAACGAGACCAAGCUCAUCUUCUCCCAGCGUUCGAUGACGAUCUUCGUGCAGACGGACAAGCCGGUGUACAUGCAGGGCGAAACGGUACGCUUCCGAGCGAUCCCGAUCACGACCGAGCUGAAGGGAUUCGAUCAGGAGAUGAACGUGUACAUGCUGGACCCGGCGGGCCACAUCAUGCGCCGCUGGUUGUCGCGCCAGUCGAACCAGGGUUCGGUAAGCUUGCAGUACCAGCUUUCGGACCAGCCCGUGUUCGGCGAGUGGAAGAUCCGGAUCGAGGCGCAGGGCCAGAUCGAGGAGGCCCUGUUCAACGUGGAGGAGUACUAUCAGACACGGUUCGAGGUGAACGUUACGAUGCCGGCCUUCUUCUUCAACACCGAUCGCUACAUUCACGGACGCAUCAUGGCGAACUUUACGAACGGCACGCCGGUGAAGGGCAAUCUGACGCUGAAAGCGACGAUCCGGCCAAUCGGGUUCUUUAACCCGGAAGCGAUCAAUCAGAUGAACCGUGUGGGAAAUUUGGGCCGGCUGACGAACUCCAACCAGAACGUGCCGUACUAUCUGCAGAAAUCGAACCCCGACCUGCUGUACAACAACCCGCAGAACAGCUUCACCAGUCAGAUUGGACGCGAUCAGCAGGGUGGCGGGUACGAUGGCGUGGGCCAAAGCUACGACGGACGGUACUCCUCCUCGUCCAACAACUUCCAGGAUUCGUACGUAAUCGAGCGGCACCUGAACUUUGACGAGGAGUGGCCCUUCUGGAUCAAGAAACCGGUCGAAACCGAUGCCCAGUGGGACUCGUGGUCGAACACCUACCGGGAAAGCCUGCCCUUUUUGCGGUUCUUCAACGGCACGUAUAACUUCCGCUUCCCGAUGAGUGAGCUGGCCCAGCUGGUGCCGAAUCUGUCCGGCAUGGAGAUCCUGUUUACGGCACGCGUUGGCGAACGGUACUACAACGAGAUCGUGGAGGGCUAUUCGCUGACGCGCGUGUACAAUUCCUCCAUCCGUAUCGCUUUUCUGGGAGAUUCGCCACAGGUCUUCAAACCAUCGAUGCCGUUCACCGUGUAUCUGAUCGCUGAGUAUCACGAUGGAUCGCCGCUCCCGCUGGACGAGUUCAACGCCGGCCGCAUGGAGGUUUCCGGCACGAUCGAUAGCCGCGCAUCCGGUGGUCGCAACACGCUCGACACACGCGUCCUCCACAUGUCCCAGACGGCAGGCGUUUGGGAGCUGAAGCUAGACAUCCGUCACGACUUGAACCUGGAGAACACGAAGCAGACGAACGAAUUCCUGAACGAAAUUCAAUCCAUGCGCCUCACCGCCAACUACAUCGAUCCGUUCGGUGAGCGAGCGUCCACCGAGCUGCUGCUGCUGGCGCACUUCUCACCCAACAACCACAACAUCAAGGUACACACGAGCACUACCGAUGCGAAGGUGGGCGAGUACAUCACGCUGCACGUCCAGAGCAACUUCUACAUCAAGGACUUUGACUAUCUGGUCAUGUCGAAGGGCAUCAUCCUGGUGACCGGGCACGAGAACAUGAAGGGCGGCAUCAAGACGAUGGCGAUUACGCUUAGCGCGGAGAUGGCACCGGCGGCGACGAUCGUGGUGUGGCACAUCGGACGGUACGGGAAGCUGCUGACGGACAGUCUUACCUUCCCGGUGAACGGUAUCUCGCGAAACAACUUCACCGUGUUCAUUAACAACCGUAAGGCGCGCACGGGCGAGAAGGUGGAGGUGGCCAUUUACGGUGAGCCCGGCUCGUACGUGGGCCUGUCCGCGAUCGACAACGCGUUCUACACGAUGCAGGCCGGCAACGAGCUAACGUACGCGAACGUGAUCACGAAGAUGCUGUCGUUCGAUGAGCACACGAACGGAACGUUCAAGAAGACGUGGAUGUCGCACGACGGUGAUCCGGACGAGCUGGUGUACUAUCCCGCCUCCACGUUCGGUAUCGACGCGAACCGGACGUUCGAUUAUGCGGGGCUGGUCGUGUUUACGGACGGCGUCAUACCGAUGCGACCGUCGAUCUGUGAUCAGGCGCUUAACUAUAGUGAGUGUUUGAAUGGCCGGUGCUACCGGGCGGACAAGCGCUGCGAUGGGUACAUGGACUGUGAGGAUGGUACGGAUGAGGCGGGGUGUAGUGUGCGCAACGAAACGCUGCUAGCAGAGUUCCGCAAGUUCCGAUUCAAUCGCAUCCUGCGCCACUAUCAGAAUGUGUGGCUGUGGAAGGAUGUAAACAUUGGACCGCAUGGGCGCUACAUCUUCAAUCUCGAUGUACCGCAGGUGCCCGCACUGUGGACCGUUUCCGCGUUCGGUAUUAGUGGAAACCGUGGCUAUGGAAUGUUGCGCAAACCGAUCGAAUACGUCGGCAUUCAGCCGUUCUUUAUAAACGUGGAGAUGCCUACGGCCUGUCAUCAGGGUGAGCAGGUGGGAAUUCGUGUGGCCGUUUUCAACUACCAGACGGUCGACAUCGAAGCGACGGUCGUUCUUCACAGCUCACCCGACUAUCAGUUCGUGCACGUCGAGGAGGACGGUAUCGUCCGGUCGUACAAUCCACGAACCUCGUUCGGAGAGCACCAGUUCUACAUCUACCUGUACGCGCAGGACUCGACCAACGUCUACCUACCGAUCGUGCCGACGCGGCUCGGCGAAAUCGAAGUAACCAUUCACGCCUCCACGCUGCUCGGUGCGCAUCAGAUCAGCCGCAAGAUUACGGUCGAAGCGGACGGGUUGCCCCAGUACCGGCAUCAGUCGAUACUGUUGGAUCUGCGCAACCGCGCCUAUCUGGUGCAGUUUAUGCACGUGAACGUCACCGAGACGCCCAUCAUCCCGUACGAGAUCGAUCGCUACUAUGUGUUCGGCUCGAACCGGGCCCGGAUCUCCGUGGUGGGCGAUGUGGUCGGUGCCAUCUUUCCGACGAUGCCGAUCAACACCACCUCCCUGCUGGAGCUGCCGAUGGACGCAGCCGAGCAGAACAUGUUCAGCUUCGCCGCCAACUUCUACACCAUCAAGUAUAUGCGGGCCAGCACGCUGCGAAACAAGAAGACCGAAAAGCAAGCGUUCCGCUUCAUGAACAUCCUGUACCAGCGGCAGCUGAGCUACCUGAUGGAGGACGGGGGCUUUUCGUUGUUCCGUGCCGAUUGGAACCAGUCCGCACCGUCCGUCUGGCUGACGGCGUACUGUGCGCAGGUGUUCGGCGAGAUGGCCGGGCUGUACGAGUACGAAAACUUUAUCUUCAUCGAUCCGUACAUGAUACAGAAGAAUAUGCACUGGCUGUUGCGCCACCAGAAGGAGGAUGGUUCGUUCUGGGAGGAGACGUGGCUGCCCGAUCGGAAGGCGAACCAUUCGGGAUACUUCUCGCGCAACGAUGUCGUACGGGAGAAGAACAUAACGCUCACGGCGCACGUGCUCAUAACGCUGACGACGGUUAAUCUUCCUGCCGGGAGACUUGCGGCACGGGUCGCAUUAUCACAGCAACGAGCGUUACAGUAUCUUCAGCGAAAUUUAGCCACUAUAAAGGACUCCGGGUCGAUGUAUGAGGUGGCCAUCGUGGCGUAUGCACUCAUGCUGGCGAAGGCACCGAAAGCGGAAGCAGCUUUCUCGAUGCUUUCCGCCAAGAUGAGAUCGAUUGGUGAAUUUAAUUACUGGGGUAACGAGGAAGUCCCGCUGCCACCGACCAAGCUGGAAAAUCAACGCUACUUCUCGCUGCCCCGCCUACCGUACAAGUACGACUCGCUCAACAUCCAGACGACCGCCUACGCGUUGCUGACGUACGUAUCGCGUCAGGAGAUUCAUGUCGAUCCGAUCGUGGCGUGGCUAAACGCCCAACGCUUAACGGACGGUGGUUGGGCAUCCAGCCAGGAUACGGGCCUCGCGAUGAAAGCGCUCACCGAGUACAGCACCCGCAACCGUGUGUCGAACGUAACGCAGCUUUCGAUCAAGGUGGAAGCAACGUCGCUGCCUGGGGAAACGAAGCAACUCUACAUCACACGCAAGAGUUUGGCUCAGCAGCAGUUUUUGGAUGUACCGAACGCAUGGGGUACGGUGCGUGUGGAAGCGACCGGUGUCGGUUACGCGAUCCUGCAGAUGCACGUCCAGUACUCGGUGGAUACGUACAAGUUCCAGACGCAACCGCCGGUGCCGGCAUUCGAUCUGACCACGCGUACCAUCUUCCACGGCAGGAAUCAGUCGCACAUAAGCUACGUCAUCUGUCAAAGAUGGACCUACACGGAGGAAUCGAUUCGGUCCGGUAUGGCGGUGCUGGAUGUGGCCGUCCCCACGGGCUACAUGAUUCAGCAGCAGAAACUGGAUUCGUACAUUCUCAGCCAGCGCGUCCGUAACCUACAGCGGGCUCGCUUCCAAGAGCGAAAGGUGUUGUUCUACUUCGACUAUCUGGACAACGAGUACGUUUGUGUGAACUUUACGCUGGAAAGAUGGAUGCCGGUGGCGAACAUGUCCCGCUACUUACCGAUCCGCAUAUACGACUACUACGCACCAGAACGGUUCAAUGAGACGAUCUUCGAUUCGCUGCAAACCUAUCUGCUUAACAUCUGCGAGGUGUGCGGCAGCUCACAGUGUCCGUACUGUUCGAUCUACAAUCUUGCCGUCCGCUUCCCGGGCUCGAUCAUUCUGAUGCUGCUGACCAGCGUGUUGCUGGUGGCACGCCACUACCGAAUAGUUAAUCCAAAUGGGUGGAUUUUCUUGAACGACUAAAUCGUUCAACAUUCGAAUCGUUUCGCACGCGCGCGCGCGGGUUUUGCUCUUCUUUUUUUAAACCCCCGAAAAGGCAAUAUAAUGUAUUAAGAGUUCAAGCGCGUCGAGUGGCGCGAAAUGUGUAAAUAAUACUACCAAACCUCCAUGAGAGCCGUGGAGGUAUUCCAGCGGAGGGAAGGAAAGGAAAUUCACCAAUAAUGUAAGUGAAUUAGUAAAAGAGAGAGAGAGAGAGAGAGAGAGGAAGGAUGAAAAAUCGGGAAAAUGAACAAUUUUUGGUUUUUUUUUCUUCUCUCCUAUCGGCAUCCUUACAUGAACAUUGUUGCGUCCGUUUUUUUUUUAGUUAUAGUUUUAGUAGACUUCGCUAAGCCUAUAGAUAAGAGGAAUGAUAGCUCGAAGGAUACAUCCAUCACACAUUACUCUCUGUGCGACGCCAUCCAAACGAUAUGAGAAACGCGCGAGUGAGAUAAAAUAGAGAAUAGGGAGAGGGGAAAAACACGGGAAAAUUUAUAGGAAAAUCAGAAAAAUCGUAUCAACAAAUCCGCAAACGAAAGCAGUUAUAUUAUUCACCACGCAAGAAGAAAUACAUAAACAAAAAAAUAAGCAAUUUACAAAGACUAGAACAUAAGAGAUGAAGAGAGAGCCCUUAUAGAGAAGAAAAGCGAAGCGAAACAAAGCAGAAGGUAAAAGAUCAAGAAAGCUUCUUUAUUAGUUUUAUACACCACCACCAUCUCCAUUUUCCUCUUAUUUGCCUCGAAUCUCUAGUUUCGUUUAAUCCUCUUUCCGUAAAGUUAGAUAAGUGUAGCAAGCGUCCAACAAAACUUAAGGAAAAUGCAAGGCCGUCCAUUUUGAAUCUGGUCAAUUUUUUUAUUAUCAGUUUCGUUUUUCUUUUAAUAUACUUAUUUUAGAUUUUUUUUUGCGCCUUUUUUAUAUGCCGUUUUACAUAUUACACUUUAUAUAUAAGAAAGAGCCGCGAGAGAAAAUUGCUAUUGCAGGAGGGGGGAGUGUGUGGUAGUGUGUUUUUUGCUAGCAAAAGAAAGAAGAAUUUUUGUUAUUAUAAAAGUAAAAAAGGGGAGGAUUUUUUUUAAUAUAAAAUGUGCUAAGAAAGUAAUGCAAAAGAAGGAGAAAAGAGAAGAACGGAAACAAACGAUACAAAUUGUGAAGGUGCCUUAGCGUCGUCGUAUUUCUACACCAACUACGGACCUCUCUCCAAUUCUAAGUAACCAUAGCAACACGCACCCGUCUUUGGUAGCCAGUAGUAUGCGUGGUACAUCAUGGAAUCGUGAGCCAUUUUCUUACCACGAAUUUUGACAACGAGUGGGUGUCACGGGAAAGUAUUUUGGAAAACUUUUGUUCAGCGCUAGCCCGAACCGGCGGAAAUGUGUGGUGUAUAACGACCGAACCUAGGAGCUUUGGCGAGGGGCGAGCUAUAUCUAGAAUUUGCCCUCCCGGAAGGCAAUCGAUGAGAAUGAAUCGGAAUGAAUAAACAGCAACGAUAACACACGAA